AGAAAAUAGUAUAACAAGUAUUUUUAAUAAACGUGCUAUAAAAAAUGCCCAAAAUGUUAAAAAUUCUAAAUUUCUUCUUAUUAUUUAACGGACUUUCUUGCACAAAAUAUAAUUUUUUUUUUUUUUUAAAAAAAAAAUGGGUGUUAAUACUGAAUAGUGAACAAAUACAGACAAAAAGCUCGAAACAUACUAUACUGGACAACUAUUUCAAAAAAAAUUGUUUCAUCAAAAAAAUAUUAAUACUGCUACUGUAAUUAUACUAGAAACAUUAGCGAGCAACGCUAAGAGAAUAGUAUAAUUCUCUGGUAUUGCGAAACCUUCUUUAAGCGAAAAACGCCUUUGGUCAGAUUAGGAAAGUUGUAUGCAG
This is a messenger RNA of Rhizophagus irregularis DAOM 181602=DAOM 197198, 367 nucleotides long. The record is from RefSeq and is a predicted model, not a curated record. Lineage: Eukaryota; Fungi; Glomeromycota; Glomeromycetes; Glomerales; Glomeraceae.